AUGAAGGUUAAACUUAAAAAUGACAAUUUGGCCGGACGAACUAUGAUCCAAGCAUUAUUUGAAGAGCUUUGUCAAGGUGAUUUUACUUUUUAUGUUGCACAUGAUCAAAAUGGUCGUUUGACGCAUCUAUUUUUUGCACACCCUUCUUCCAUUGCAUUGACAAGGAGCUAUACAACUGUUUUUGUGAUGGAUUGCACUUACAAGACUAAUAGAUACAAGAUGCCACUACUUGAUAUCAUUGGAGUUUCAAGUUUUAACAGUUCGUUUUACUCAUGCUUUGUAUUCUUGGCAAAAGAGGGAGAAGAAGAUUACGUUUGGGCUUUACAAAUGUUUAGGAGAAUAUUGGGUCCCGCUUGUUAUCCUACUGUCAUUGUGUUCGAUAGGGAGUUGGCCUUGAUGAAUGCUAUAAAGAAUGAGAAGGAGUACAUGUUAAGCUAUAUUCAAAGGACAUGGCUUCCAUUUAAAGAACGAUUUGUAAAAGCAUGGACUGAAAAGUGUGCUUAUUUUGGAAAUCAUGUUUCUUCGAGGGCGGAAGGUGCUCAUGGAAAAUUGAAGAAAUAUUUGCAAGUUUCAACCGGUGAUCUCCAUCAAGUGAAGAACAAGAUAUGCCUUGCGAUUGAGAAUGAAUUUAAAGAGAUAAAUGCUCAACUCUCAAGUGAGAAGAUUCGAAUACCUCACAAUUGCAACAUUUCUUUCUUUAAAGAAAUCAUCAAUCGUGUGUCAGUGUAUGCUAUGCGAGAGAUACUUAAACAAUAUGAAAUGGUUAAACAUGGGACAAUGCAGCCAGUUUGCACGGAACACUUCAUGGCAACAAUGGGUCUCCCUUGUGCACAUAAGAUGAUUGAUUGGAAAGUGGGGGAAGUAUUAAAAGGAUUGAUCCAUGAGUUGGAAGAUAAAUAUGAAGCAUGGCCUCCAACUCAAAAGGAACGCGCUCAAGAGAGGAUUUCUCAACUUGUAAAUCCAUCACUUCCAUUACUUUUUGAGCCAAAUGUUCAAUGUCCUAAAGGACGUCCAUCAGGGUCAAAGAAAGGAAAGGAAUCUGGGUCAACAAGACGAAUUCCUUCGAAGUUUGAGAUCGUGGAUACAACUAAACGAAAAUGUAGCAUUUGUAAAGGUGUUGGUCAUAAUAGUCGAACAUGUCUGCAAAAAUUUGGGACAAAUGAGUUUAAUGCAAGUCAUAUAGCUAAUCCAAAUGAUGAUGGACCGACUAUGAAUGUGAUUGACCUACACACAAUUUCUACUUCAAGUAACUGCUUUUGGUUGGAUGAUUGA
Messenger RNA from Rhododendron vialii, 1272 nucleotides. RefSeq lists its product as uncharacterized. The record is from RefSeq and is a predicted model, not a curated record. NCBI's taxonomy places the organism in Eukaryota, Viridiplantae, Streptophyta, Magnoliopsida, Ericales, Ericaceae. The transcript is spliced from 3 exons. Bases 1 to 1272 code for a protein of 423 amino acids.